AUGGCAAAAGUUGUGCCAAAAUCACGAAGACGUGCUGUCUUCGAAGAAGCACACGCAGGUGUGCUGGCAGGGCACUUUAACGCCCGCAAAAUCUUCCAGAGGCUCAGAAAAGAAGUAUUCUGGGAAGGAAUGCGUCAAGACAUCACUUUGUGGUGCAAGCAGUGCCGUGAAUGUUUCCUGACGAACAACAAGAAAGACUGUAGGCUCAGAAAAGAAGUAUUCUGGGAAGGAAUGCGUCAAGACAUCACUUUGUGGUGCAAGCAGUGCCGUGACUGUUUCCUGACGAACAACAAGAAAGACUGUGUUCCCCCGCUAUAG
This is a messenger RNA of Ostertagia ostertagi, 318 nucleotides long. Lineage: Eukaryota; Metazoa; Nematoda; Chromadorea; Rhabditida; Trichostrongylidae. The record is from the annotation of a GenBank genome assembly.